AUGGAGCAUCAAAAAGUGGUGGAAGAGCUUCACAAACCAGCCAUACGUAAUUAUCCACGACGCAAGUACGAUAUUCGAGGAAUAGACGAGACCUGGCAGGCCGAUCUCGUCGGUAUGCAGGCUUAUUCUAGAGAAAAUCGCGGCUACAUGAAAAAGAAAGUCGGUAGUGAUGUAGCAGCAGCACUGAAAUCUGUUUUGGUGAAAUGUCGAGUACCAAAUAAUCUUAACAUGGACAGAGGCAAAGAAUUUUAUAAUGCAACUUUUGAAGCUCUCAUGAAAAAAUACAAUAUUUAUCUCUACUCGACUUAUAGUUCACUCAAAGCUUCAAUAUGUGAACGACUCACAAUCAGUCGUACGUUGAAAAAUGCUACGGAUAAAAUUUAG
This is a messenger RNA of Phymastichus coffea, 384 nucleotides long. RefSeq lists its product as uncharacterized. The record is from RefSeq and is a predicted model, not a curated record. Gene Ontology annotation, molecular function: nucleic acid binding. The transcript has 2 exons. Lineage: Eukaryota; Metazoa; Arthropoda; Insecta; Hymenoptera; Eulophidae. Bases 1 to 384 code for a protein of 127 amino acids.